This is a messenger RNA of Porites lobata, 13768 nucleotides long. The record is from the annotation of a GenBank genome assembly. NCBI's taxonomy places the organism in Eukaryota, Metazoa, Cnidaria, Anthozoa, Scleractinia, Poritidae.
AUGGCUGCUCAAAACUCCAGCCAGCCUCCAUACGAAGCGUGCCUUAUUGCUAACCUUCCAAGUGAUGUUCAACACCAGAUACUUAACAUUGGCAACUACGUUAUCCGUCCUUUGAGCUUUAUUCUGGCUUUUUUGUCAUUUGUCUUUAAUAUGCUUGUUAUCAUAGCUGUGGCACGAACAAGAUCCCUUCAAUAUCCAGCGAUGGUCAUGAUGUGCAGUUUGGCAGUGACUGACGUAAUUUUUUCUUUGCAUUCUCUGUACACAUAUAUAGAAAUGUUUACAGACCAACACAUGUGUCAAAUCUCUCAUCCACUUCAGGCCUCCUUUAGUAUUCUUUGUGGCUUAGCAACGCUUGGCAACCUAGCAAUUAUAAGUAGAGAUCGCUAUGUGGCAGUCCGACGGCCUUUUUGGUAUCGUAAUUACAUGAAGAAUUCUCGUGCUUUUAAGAUAGUAUGUAUCUCGUGGCUGACCAGUGUAAUAUCUGUACUCGUAAUUAACUUGUCAGUAAGUUUGGGAGGUAUUUAUAGACUUUUGGGAGUAAUUUUUAGUGUAUUUAAAUUCGCUAUUUAUGUAAUUGUCAUAAUGUUCUGUUAUCUUAGCAUUUAUUUUCGUAAAACUAUGAUAGAAAAUCAAAACGACGCCCUUUUGAGAAAGGAAAAAAGAUUGGCUAACACAGUUGCUGGGAUUCUUUUGAUUUUUGUAUUGACCUACUUCCCGGCGUUUCUUUUCCCAACGGUUUUGUUUGCAAAAGGAUUCAAGAAUUUCCUGCCCUUUCGUCCGUUUUUCAUGAUCUUUUUUCAGUUAAAUGGAGUUUUAAAUCCUUUGUUAAACUUCGGCCGUUCUACAAAGAUGCGAAAAGCUAUAAAAGACUUGUUUAAAUGCCUUCCGAAAGUACAGCCACAUUCAUGUGUGAAAAAUACCAGCAACAACAGCAGCAAAAACCAUAAUCAUUCCCAUACAACAGGGAUUACUGUAAUGACCCCCAAAAGCACCAACAACACCGACUCAGCAAUAAGAAGUGCUGAUGACGUAUGGGAACAACGGUGAUUUUAGUCAUCUAUACAUCACAUCGCUAAAACUGAAGCUUAGAAGACUCCUUACGUUAAUUUCUGCCAACGAGGUUUUCGUGUUAGCCAGAAAACUUGAAGAAACUUAUACUCAGUUAGAGGGACAAACUUGACAAAUGAAAAGAUUUUUCUCUUAUUGCCUGAAUCAAUCCUACCUCCAGAUAACCUAGAAGAGGUCAUCCAAGGAGCUGACUUAUUUACUUUGAAUGUCCCCUUUAAGAGAUGUUGUAUAUUUCCACCAAAGGUCAAUUUUCCUGCUCAUAUCAAAGGAUCUGAAUGGCAUACUUAAAAGAUCUCCAAAUUUCUAGGUGAGAGAACCGUUCGGAAUGGAGAUAUCACUUAAUUAAAUUUUCUGAAACUGGAUACCACAAGAUUUAACGUAUACUAACAGUCAGGCAAUAUGGGUACCAUCUGAUUCUCAGCGUGCUGCCGCCUUUUCACAUGUAUCUGAGAGGGAAGCAUAUGGCAACCAAGCAAAUUAAAGUCUAAAUGCCUUUUUCUCUAUUAAAUUUUUUUCUUCGAAGGGGAAUCAAUGUUCGGACUUGAAAAAACUCGGAAGACUCUUGGCAUCAUAAUAACAUUUAUCUGAGCAGUUGAAACGAAUGACAAAAGUAGCAGUCAUGUCCAAUACAAUCUAAUAGAUUCCAGGGAGCAAAAUUAGGAAUCUACUGGGGUAACAAGAAUUCUAGUCUUGAAAUGAAAACUAUUUAAACCUUUUACAAUUUAAUUAAUUUUGCUUGUAUCUUUUACGGUGGUUAACGCUACGGCACGGCAGAGGUCACGUGCAAUUUCGUUUACGUGUGGAUGGAAACUGAGUAAACAACAACAACAACAAUAACAACAACAAUAAUCUCUAUUUAUUCUGGAAUUGAAAAAUAACAAUAACAUGCUAAUCCGAGGAUAAAUAGAUAAAAAUAAAUAAACAAAAAUAGAUAUUACAAAUAUUAAACAUUGAAUAAACGCUCAACUUUGAAGUACUCGCAUGUUUCUCUUAUCAGCUGUGUAUGUUAAAAGCCAGUUGCGUUAAAGGCUUUAUGACGAUUGCCGUGCCAUGUUCAUUAAAAAAAAAGUGAGUCAAAAGAUUAGAUCAUAUAAUUCAUCUAGGAUUUAAUUUGCCAAGAACGAGUAUAUAUAGUUAUUGGUAAUUUGGAUAAUUUAACAGAUGCAAUCAAAUUAAGACGCCCAGAAAACUUUCUAUAAAGAUCCGCAUAAUCCAUUAAGACUAAUUAAAAAUUUUGUUUCUUUGCAUAAAACACUUGAGCUACUGUAAAAAAACAGUUGGAUUUUAAGACAAAGAAUAAAACCAAGUGAAAACUAAUUGAAAUUAUGUGACGAAGGUCAGACUUACCUUUCCUCAAUUUCUGUUUUUCGGAAGUCCUUUGAAAAUGAAAAUCUAUUGAAUUCUUUGAAGUGAUUAAAACGCUUUUAAUUAACAAAAUGCGGAAGAAAGUUAAAUGGAUGUAAAAAUGUAAAUCAAGUUGGUAUCUGUUAAAAGGCCGAAUCAGUUCUUCAGAAAUCUGCUCCCUCUAGUAACCAGGGAACAGAAAAACGUCCAUCGAAUCAAGCAUGAAACGUACAGUUGGCAUUCUGAAAGCAAUUAUGGCACGUGUGUACAGGUUUUUUUCCCCCUGCAAUUGAUAAUGGGGAAGGAGGAAAAGAAAAUUUGUAAUUAAAGUGGUUACAGUAUGUGUGGGCCGGUUUUUUCAUGUUAAUCUUUCCCAUAUUUUGUUUUUAUUCUAAUUGCUUCUUAACUAACCCAAAAGUCUUAAUGAAUCAGUCCAGGUCUAUUAACUUUUAUGAAAAUCACUUCGACUUAUCAAGAAGCCUUUGACAACGGCGCCUGUUGACUGAAACAGUUCUAUUCUCGGUUUGAUCAAUAUUGUUUAUUCUGUCAAGCUGUAAAAAGUUUUGCUGCGACAGCAACGAUUUAUGAUCACCAAUUGAAGAACUUUAUGAGAAAACCCGCCUACAGAAUUAAGGUAAAAACCAUGGUCUCUUGCUUUACUUAUCGUACUGUUAUUACUUAUUUAACUGCCAUGCAAACGCUAUCUUGUGUCUGUUGCAAUAAGUUUUUAUUUUAUUAUCAUAUUUUCGUUCCUUUUUUUUAUGUUGUUUUUCGAAUCAGGCUAGAUAAACAAGCUUGUUUUCGAAAACUGAGUAUGCAGUAACAAAAUUUUAAUUUUGAGUCGCCGUCAGUUUUCACCUUCGAUUCGCUUGAUUAAUUUUGUAGCAAUUUUUGAUGGUAACAUAAUACGAAACUGUCAGCAAGUUGUCCUGACUGUAUGCGAGUUUCUCGCAAUUUUUACAAAAAGUGUAAAAAUGACUCAGUAUUAAAUUUUGCUCAAACAAGGUUCGAAUAUUAUCAGUUAUAACUCUAAACAAAGAUCUAAUGUAAGCUGGACGUUCUAAUUCAAGAAAAAAAAAAUCGUUCGUUAUCGUGCGGGUGUUGAAUUUAGCGAAUAAAGUUUACCCACCAUACAAACUCGGAAUUUUUAUUCGUUCCUUUUUUUUCAAUUUCAGGAUCGAAACAUGGCUGCGCAAAACUCCAGCCAACAGUUUCCCUACGAAGCUUGCCUAAUUGAUGACCUUUCAAGUGAUGUUCAACAUCAGAUACUUAACAUUGGCAACUACGUUUUCCGUCCCCUGAGUUUUAUUUUGGCUUUUUUGUCACUUCUCUGUAAUACGCUUGUUAUCGUAGCUGUGACACGAACUAGAUCCCUUCAACAUCCCGCGAUGGUUAUGAUGUGCAGUUUGGCAUUGACUGACGUAAUAUUUUCUCUGUAUUCUUUGUACAGGUACAUAGAAAUAUUCACACACGAACACAUGUGUCCAAACUCUCACCUGCUCCAUUCUGCCAUCAGUGCGCUUUGUGCCCAAGCAACGCUUGGUAACCUGGCUGUAAUCAGUAGAGAUCGCCAUGUGGCAACCCGGAGUCCGUUGUGGUAUCGUAAUCACGUGACAAAAUCACGUGCUUUCAAGAUAGUAUGUAUACCAUGGCUCAACAGUGUGCUAAUUGCCGUUGUACUUUACUUUUCGAAAAAUUUUGAAGGCGUUGGCAAAUCUUUGGCACAAACUUUAAUUCCAGUUCCUUUCGCUCUUUAUGUAAUUGUCAUAAUGUCUUGUUAUCUUAGUAUUUAUUUUCCAAAAACUAUUGAAGUAGGAAAUCUAAACGAAGCUCUUUUGGAAUGUUCUUGUUUAAUUAUGUGGUUACUUUUUUUAAUUGUUGUAACUACAACAAUUAAAAAAGUAACCAUACAUAAUUAAACAAAAACAUGUAAUAGUUGAGAUCAAGAACAAGAUUAAAGUCUGUGCAUGGUUUAAUAACACCACGACUAAAAUAUGGGGCUCUCCGCUAAAGAAAAAUAUUUAUCACGUUUUACGUACUUGUUAUCAUUCUGGAAAAAGUCGUUAUCGACGAUCCUUCACUACUUUGUUUCAGUUGCGAAGGAAGCUAAGUAAACGUAUAUUAAGUUUGUACAGAAGCAUAAUUAUGCCUCUGGUUUGUAUGCAUUUAUACACUUCUCUUGUCAGCUUUGUUUUCUCAAGCCCCCUCAGUGCUUUACAGGGGCGGAUCUAGGGGGAGGGUGCAGGGGGUGCGCACCCCCCCCCUGAGAUGACCUGCGGUUUUCUAAUACAACUGGUAUUCUGCAAAAAAAAAAAAAAACUAUGUGGUUUAUUGGUGUUGAAGUAGAGCAAGAGACGAGUGCACCCCCUCCUAAAAAAAAUCCUGGAUCCGCCCCUGCUUUAAGGUUUUAAUUAUGACUAUUGCCGUGUUAUGACUAUUGUUAGUGUUGCCUUCAGUUUUCACUUCUCAAAUAAAGUUUGAAUAUUAUUAGUAAAAUCCAGCUAGUGGUCUAUUAUCAAUGCUGCGUUCUGAUUGGUUGAGCUAGUACUAGGCUAUAUGUUAUAGCCCACUAGUAGCGAAAAGCGGGGGCUUUUUGGCGGCAAAAAAGGAUUAAAGUCCAGCUUUAACCAGCUAAUUUUUUUUAUUAUCGAUAUUUUUGACAAACUAGUUGGAUUUUACCAAAACAAUUAUUCCUCUCGCCCUCAUGACCUCUGAGUCAAUAGUCCAUUCGGCCUUCGGCCUCAUGGAGCUAUUGACUCAGAGCCCAUUCGGGCUCGAGGAAUAAUUGUUAAUUAUCAUUUCUACCUCUAAACAAAGAUCUUACUGAAAACAGCACGUUCUAAUUAAUAAAAAAUUUUUUCAGUGUCCAUAUCGCGGGUGUCCUUUAAUGAACCAAGUUUACCCACCAUAUACGUUCGGGAGUUUUAAGCACGUUCAUCUUAAAUUUCACGAAAGAACCUUGGCUGAACACCUCCGGCCAGUUUCCUCCAAAGCGUGCCUGAUUGUUGACCCUCCAAGUGUUGUCCAACACAAGAUACUUAACAUUGCCUACUACGUUUUCCGUCCGCUGAGUUUUAUUCUGGCCUUCUUGUCAUUAGUCAACUUGCCUAUUAUUAAAUUAUCAUUGCUGUUGCACGAACCAGAUGUCAGUCUUCAAUAUCUCUCGAUGGUUAUCAGUCUUUUACUUGAAUGAAAACAUACAGUUGGAUGUUAAGUUGAAGAAUAAAUGUUAAAACCAAUUAAAUAACGAAAUUAUGUGAAGAACGACUAAAUAUACUUUUCUUCAAUUUCCUGUUUUUCGGAAGUCCUUUGAGAAUGACAAACCAUUGAACUCUUUGGAGCCAUUAUAACGCUUUAAAAAAUGCGCACGAUGGUUACAGUUGAAAGGAAAGAAAUAUGUCGCCCCAUUGACACGAAACGGAAACUCGGCUUUCUGAAAGCAAUUACGGCGCGUCAACUGUGGUUGUACAAUUUUGUUUUGCUACAAUUGAAAUUGCGAAAGAGAAUGAGAAAAUUUGUAGAGUGGUUACAGUUUGUGUGGGCCUUUUUUUAUGUUAAUCACUCCCAUUGUAUCUCAUUUUUUAUUGUAAUAUCCUUCUUAUUAACUGAGAUCUCUUAAUUUAUCAUGAUAGUCAAGGCCUAUACUUAACUAAAAUCACUUUCAAUUAUUGGAAAGUGACAAUUAACUUUAGGAGAGUCCACAGCCACGGUCCUUAGUAGUGCUGAAACAUUUCUUCCAGGUUUGAUAUUAUUUAUUCUGUCAAGCUUUAAAUGUGACAGUCAAGAUUUAUUAACAUCAACUGAUCAGAAGCACUUUAUGAGAAAACUUGUACCCAAGCUUAAGGUAAAAACCAUCGUCUCUUGCUUUACUUAUCGUCAGUUUUUUCCUCAGUAGUGUUCUUGUCACGGCCAUGCAAAUGAGCAGAGCGUAGAGUAAAGCAAGAGUACUUCUUUUUGUGUUUGCUGCAAUAAGUUUUUAUUUUAUUUCACAUGAUUUACCAAAAUUUACUUUAGUGUUGCCGCAGGUUUCAUCUUCGGUUAAUUAAAUUUUCAGCAUGAGUUUUUGAAGGUAACAUAGUGCAAGACUGUCACUAAAGUGUAUGCUAGUUUCUCUCAGGUAUCAAGCAAAAAGUGUAAAAAAGACUCAGCAUUAAAUUUUGCUUAAACGAAGUGUCGAAUAUUAUCAGUUAUAACUCUAAACAAAGAUCUAGUCUAAGCACUGACGUUUUAAUUCAUAAAAGAAAAUCGUUCAGUAUCGCGCGGGUGUCCUUUAACGAACCAAGGUUACCCAAAAACAAGAGAGAAUGAUCAUACUCUCUUGCCAAAAAUAAACUCGGAAUUAAUGGCAUCUUUUUUUGUUUUAAAUUUCAGGUUUGAACGAUGGCUCCUCACAACUCCAGUCAGUUUCUCUACCAAGAUUGCCUGAUUGCUGACCUUUCAAUCGAUACCCAACUCCAGUUACUGAACAUUAGCAAAUACGUUUUCCGUCCUCUGAAUCUUAUUCUGGCUUUUUCGUCAUUUGUCUUAAAUACGCUUGUUAUCAUAGCUGUUGCACGAACCAAAUCCCUUCAAUAUCCCGCGAUGGUUAUGAUAGGCAGUUUGGCAGUGACUGACACAAUAUUGCCUUUGUAUACCAUGCACAGAUUCGUAGCAUAUUUCACAUACGAACGGCUCACCUGUCGAAACGUGCAGCCUAGGCCUGUUGAAUCUGCUUUCAGUGCUCUUUGUGUCCAAACCACGCUCGGUAACCUGGCAGUUAUCAGUAGAGAUCGCUAUUUGGCCGUGCGAAGUCCUUGGUGGUAUCGCAAUCACAUGACAAAAUCACGUGCUUUUAAGGUAGUAUGCAUACCGUGCUGCAUCAGUGUGGUUGGUGCAGUUGCGGUCUUCUUGUCAGGAACUUUUGGGGGCGUUUACAAACGUUUGGCACAUACUUUAAUGUUAGCUCUUUUCGCUAGUUACUUCAUUAUCAUAAUGUUUCAUUAUCUUCGCAUUUAUUUUCGAAAAACUGUUGAAGUAGGAAAUCCAAACGACGCUCUUUUGAAAAGGGAAAAACGAUUAACUAACACAGUUGCUGGGAUUCUUUUGAUUUUGGUAUUGACCUACUUCCCAGCGCUUCUUGUUCCAUUUGUUUUGUCUGCGAAAGGGCUCUAUAAGAAUUCUCUACCUUUUAGGCCUUUCUACGUUGUUUUCAUCCAAUUAAAUGGAGUUUUAAAUCCUUUGUUAAACCUCGGUCGUUCUAGAAAUAUGCGAAAAGCUAUUAGAGACUUGUUUAAAUGCUCUUCCCACAAGAACAGCCGUCAUCAGCUGUCAACAACUACAACAACAACAACAACAACAACAACUACAACUACAGCAAAAACCAUCACAGGCUGUCUCAUGCAGCAGCGAAACCGCAAUAACAGCCCAAAAAAGGAAAAACAUUACCGAGGCAACAACUGCAACGACAUAUGAGGAUAACAAUAAAAACAGUAGAGAUUUAACUAUCGCACCACCAACCUGAAUGAAAUUUAGAAGAAGACGGCUCUUACAACGGUUAAGAAAGUGACCACAACUUAAAAUUGUUACAACAACAAAUAAUAUCGGAGAUAAGCUAGACCCCGUAAGCUUAAUGCCAGUCAGAGAGCACCCGGAACACUCCGACGAAAAUAUGGAAUUUUGAAUAAAGCGCUGAAAUUAAAUACUUCAUGUACAUGUAAACGUACCUACCAUUUACAGCCACAUUUAUCAAAGCAUUAUUAGAGCAUUUUAGCCGUGUAGCAUUUUCCCGACAUUUUUUUUUAUCUCGGAGAAAACAAACAUUAAAAUCUUUUUAAAGAGAAAAUGACGAUUUAAACUCGAAACUCAAACAAACGAACAAAAAAACAAAAAUUCACCUCAAUACAGCCAUGUAGAGGACCAUUUCGUGCCGUAUCAAAAUUGUUAGCUUUUCAAUAGAAAUUGUUGUCAGUGCACUUAUGUACAUUUUCGUUAGCUUUUAACAACCCUUUUAAAACGCUUAGAACUCAGAUAAAACGAGCCUUCCAAUUGAAUUUUUCGCCAUUUUGUGCUAUUUUUAGUAACAAAAUGGCGGAAAAUUAAACUUUCAGAACGCUAUAUCUUUUGAGUGGAUAGGCAUAUUUCAAAUAUUUUUUCACUUUGGACAUCCUUAUGGUGACUUCUUUCAGAAACCAUUAUUACAUAUCCCAUAAUAUUGAAAACAAAAUUUGGCGGGAACUUUGUGACUUCUUUUCCCGCCAAAAAUGCCAAAAACUGGAAAACAAUUGAAAAAACAGGUUUUUUUUGGAAUGGUGAGUUCUAGAUUGUUGCAAGAUUUCAAGUGAAAUGAGUUAAAACUAAAAAAGAUGAAUGAAGGUGAGCGUUCUUGAUAUCACAAACCACCACCGUGACGAACUUCGGUAACUAAACUGGAAAGUUAUGGAAACGCUACCGCAUCUCGCGAGGAAACUACUCUGUUAAUUGCAGAAACAGUUACACACAAUUAAGGCCGCACAUGUGCUGGAUAAAAGACUUGUUGAAUGUUAAAGGCUGGGGCUUCAUGCACACAAGCGUUUUGCGGCAAGCCUUUCCUGUUGACCAGGAAACGAAUAACUUUGUUAGACAACUGCAUAACCAGGUUUUUAAUCUAUUUUACGUCCUGUUCCGCUUAGAUAUAAUCCUCCCCUUUUCACCAAUCUCAAGCGAGGUUCUUACAGAAAUACUCAAUUUGAAGACAACUGCCCGUGACGGAAUCGACAACUUUUUAAGAAUUCUUGCGGAAAUCUGAUCCUGCUAAAGUCUUCUUUAUUGUCCCACAGAUACAGCGGACAUCAGGUAGGGAACGAGCAUCAGCGAGCAAAAAGGGAACAAAUAGGAGAUUUACUCCCGGAGAGGGAGUAAAUGUUUUUAUGCAUCCGGCUUAGUUAUCCUGGGAGAGUUUAAGUUUAGAUCAUGUGAAUAGUGGUUACAUCCGGGACGUGAUGUUCAGGGUGAUAUAUAAGUUGAAGCAGGCUAGGUUACAAGCCAGUCUUUGUCUUCACACCGCCGUGUGCAAAGGUUUUUUCCCCUCCCACUCCCUCCCUAGUUCUGGAGGAGAGAAGUUGUCAACUUUCUUUUUGUGGGCGGUUUUUGACCUCACCUUUGCUGUAAUUGGAUAAUCAGUUUCUGUCUUGUAUUUUCUAAAAAUCUUGUUAAAGAAUAAAAGGCCACUCAAGUGGCCAAAAUAUGGCAUAUUUUAGUGUUGUGUAGUGAAUCUCAUUACAGCAAACAGAGCUCAGGCACAGCAAUGUACUUGGCCUAACUAUUGUUUAAUGAUUGGGAGAACGAGCAUGGGGCAUAAAUUUUUUUUUACGAUUUUUUGCAUGAACAGAAAGUGUAUUCACAAAAAUUCUUUAUUGCUUCGUAUAAGACACCCUCCUCUGCUCUAUGAGAAUACGUUAGGAAUGAGGAAGAUAAACGUCAGAACGGUCAGAACUGAUAUGGAACUUUGUUUCCGGAAGGCAGCCUCUCCCAAUUUCUGAUGGAAGACCGCUGCGGACGAGGUUGUCGAGUGCGGGGCCAUUUAUGGGCACUUUAUUGAAUCUCUACCUUUCAUUUUAUAAGGUACUUUGUUUUGAUAUAUUCAAUCUCGACAAUAACAAAAUAAUGCACUUUCACUGGUUGUAGAGCAGUUUGACGACCAUGUCCCGGGUUGGUGACCAACCUGAAAAAUAGCAGGAAGGAAGAGAAACCCCUGGUAAAAACUGCACUCAUCUGUCUUUUCUACAAAAAUUUCCAGUGUUAAAGGCUCAUAGACGACUGCCGCAGCUACCUUGGGUUUCUGACAAAAACGUGCUAAAAUCAUUUAAUGGCUCGGCCUUAAAUUCAUUUCUAAUUUUUGACUUCUUCAGAGCAAUUACACUUGAACAGAAUGAGGAAGUCAGUCAAGUGCGUGUACAAUAAAUAUGCACCGACAAUUGUUCUAGUGAUAACUGUUAAGAGAAACGCUUUUUUUAGUCUUUCAGAACAAGAUCUUCUUCCUAUUUCUCCGCAAGUCAAGAACAAGCGCAUAAAUUGGCACGAAACAAAAAAUCAAUUUAGGAUCAACUAUAGAACAGAGAAAAAGAGCCAGAAAAUUGUAAAAGCAUGUCGACGAUGCUUGUGAACAAAUUUCUUACUGCAAAAUUGGGAAGAGAAAAAGGAAAAUUUGUAAAGCACUUUCCUCGUGUUUACAGAAUGUAUUUUUUUUUUUAUCUUAACCGCUGACAUUAUUUUCCAUUAAAAUUAUUAACAAAGCUCUCUUGAUGCAUUGGUCGAGGACUGCUUAACUAAAAUCACUUUCAACAUUGUUGCUUACUCUUAAUGCUUGAGAUAAGUUUAAAGGAUAAAGGAGAUUGACAACGCUCUGUAGUGAUGAAAACAGUCCGAUUCUUGGUUUUAUAUUGCUUAUUUUCUCUACCUUAAAAAGGCGUGGCGAAGACAGCCACUGACAAUUCACGAUCACCAGAAACGAAGAACUUUAUGAGCAACAGAAUCAAGGUAAAAACCAUGGACUCGCUGCGGUAACAUUUUACUUUUUUUUGUUUAUUUCUUUCCUUAACGUAAUUUUUUUGUGUUGAAUCCGGUGAGAUAAAGCUUGCUAACGAAAUUUUUUAAAGAAAUAUAUAUUGCGAGACCGUCAGUCAGAAAUAUUUCAGUCUACUAGUAACUGUAUUCGAGUUUCUCACAAUUCUUGAAAGCAGGAUGUUCCAGGUCAUAACCGCAUUCAAUGAACCUAACUGGCCCACCAUAUGUACUCGGAAGUUGGAUAAUUACGUUUUUUUUUAUUUUCAUUAGUUUAGGAUAGAACCACGGCUCACCUGAUUAUAGCAGUACAAAUUUCUUAAAAACAGACAUGAAAGACCCCAAAUUUACAGGAACGGAGAUAGGAGUAAGUACUGUAUCAGAUUUACCUCUUAAUAAAAUUUUCUGAAAAGUACAUGAAAUAUGAAUACCAACAGAUUUGAGUUCAGUCAGCAAUUUGUUCGAUUAUCUAACAAAAUCGAACGGUUCAGUUCGAUUUUAUUCGAUUUGCGAAACCAAUCAAAGUCAAUCGGCCAAAUGAAAAGCCGAAGACUGUUGAAAAUCAGGUCAUCAUAGCCUCGACCUCGUCUUAGAAACAGGGGCAACCAACGAGAAUAUAGUUCAAAACCACUAAAACAUAGCAUUGUUAAACGUAUUUUGGUAUUUCAACGGUAGAUAUAGGCAUAUUUUUAUCCCCUAAAAAUUUUUCAUCUGUUCGGAUUUCCUAGCUGAAAGUCUAGUGAUCAAAACUUACCUUUUCGAAAAUUUCAGCCAGAAAAAAGGCUCCCGAAAAUUCUAGGUGACCUUUUUAGGGUAAAAAUCCGUUAAAAAUAGGCAAUUACACCAUAUUUUAGAUGUUCGAAAAUCCUAGGAGAAGCAGGCAAGCAAGAAAUUUUGCAACAAAUUUUCCGAAAAUUCUAGAUCUCAAAUCGUCUUCCGAACAGAUAUUUUUCCGAAAAUUGUCGUUAGGUGCCCCUGUUAGAAAGACUAAUUAUUACUUGACUGGACCAUGAACAAAUUCAUGUUUGGGUCUACAGUGAAAAUAAUCUAAAAAUAUACAAAAUUCUCAAGGUGAAAUAAAAAAAAGCAGUUUUUUCCUACAAACAUUAUGCGUGUAAAAGGCGAAAAGGUGAUUGCCGUGUCAAAAAAAAAAAAAAAAAAAAAAAGAAUGAAAGAAAGAAAAAGAAACCUGAGUGCGUCGGAAAAAUCUGUUAAUUAAUUGAUCGUAAAUUCUAUAAUUUUAAUCUAAAUCUAAAUGGGUAAUUAAUGUUCAUUGGUAAUUCUGAUUUUUAAUAAGGUCAAUUAAACGCGUUUUCCUUUGCUUUAUUUCUGCUUUGCGGCAGCACUUGGAAAACAAUAACAAUUCCAUUAAAUUCUUGGAAGCAAUUACGUCUACUCGUAAAUGAAAUGCGGAAGACAGCCAAGUCAUUCUUGGCAAAAAAUGUAAAUCUUUGUGCUAAUAAAUGUGUCUUAAGAAAAAGCAUCCCCAACGCUUUCUGCAUGCAGAAAACCGCAAAGAAUAUUCCCUUUGCACCCAAAGAAAAAUUGAUUAUUUUAUGAUGAAAUACUGGAUAGAGAGAGAGCUGAGAUUUUAAAGUGAAAGCAUCUGGGACACAUGUUAAAGAAUUUCUUGCUGCGCAAUAAAUGACGAAGAAAAUAGUGAAAACUGUUUGCAGAAUAUGUCGGCAGGUGUUUCACUAUUAACCAUUCCCAUUAUUAUCCAUUCAAAAUACCUUCCAAUUAACCAAUUUCUUUUAAUGGAUCAGUCCAGCAAUACUCAACUAAAAACAAUUUCAAUAUUGUUGCUAACUCUCCAUGUUUGCUCUGUACAAGAAUAUAUAAGAGACAUCGAGAAUACUUAGUGUCAGUUAAUAUCAGUCUGAUAUCAAUUACUUGAGGGAAAGACAUAAUACGUGUCACUGAACACUAACUGAAGAACUGUAUAAGGAAACAUAUCCCGAGUUAAGGUAAGACCCUGAUGUCCUUUUUAAUGAUUUGCUUUAUUCUUUUUUGGAUCUACGGCAAAUUUACAAAAAAUGAUAUUAUUUUUAACCGAUGUGCUAAAGAAGACUGAGAGAGGGGGGGGAGAGAGAGAAGUAAGGAUGUCAUGAAAAUCUACUUUUUGCUGGUACGGCGAAAAAUGUCGCCUUCACUCAAAUUCUUAAUUUUUGAAGUAAUAUCUAGUUAGAGACCAUCAGUAAAUAGUGCUAACUAUUUGUGCAUUUCUUAAAAAUUUAUCGGAAAAAAUAUUAAUAUUGGUUACCAGUAAUUGAUCCUAGGACAAGGACCAAUGAAAACAGGACUUUCUAAUAAUACCCAUUUUUUCCCGCGCGGAAUCAAAGUACCACGUUCUUCUUCAGUUUCCUCCUGUCUUUCCUUUUUUUAAAUUAAUGAUAAAAUUACGGCUGCCCAAAACUCCAGCCAGUUUCCCUACAAAGCGUGAUACUCGACGCCGCAUACAAACAUUGGCAACUACGUUUUCUGUCCUCUGCCGGUUUUGUUCUUCUUUUUUUUUUAUUUGUCAGUUUUACGCUAAUUGUUGUCAUUGCUGUGUCAAUGAAUGCCCCAUUCAACGCACCCAUGUCAUUUAUCGAAUAGCCCUGAAUUGAAGUCCCACGUUCUUUUUUUCAAAUUUCAGGAUAGAGUCAUAGAGGCGCAGAACUCCAGUCAGCAUCCCUACGAGGCGUGCCUUAUUGCUGACCUUUCAAGUGAUGUUCAACACCAGAUACUUAACAUUGGCAACUACGUUUUCCGUCCCCUGAGUUUCAUUCUGGCUUUUUUGACAUUUGUCUUUAAUACGCUUGUUAUCAUAGCUGUGGCACGAACCAAAUCCCUUUAG